Aspergillus tanneri is the source of this 2628-nucleotide messenger RNA. Its product is annotated as lipase ROG1 family protein. The record is from RefSeq and is a predicted model, not a curated record. The transcript is spliced from 5 exons. Lineage: Eukaryota; Fungi; Ascomycota; Eurotiomycetes; Eurotiales; Aspergillaceae. Bases 1 to 2628 code for a protein of 875 amino acids. Gene Ontology annotation, molecular function: monoacylglycerol lipase activity.
AUGCUUCUAAUUCAUCAGGCUGGUAGCGUCCGCGUGGGUGAGGUUGUUAGAUAUACUUUGACGUACACGCCAGCGGCCGAUACUAUCUGUCCAACUCCUAAAGAGUUGUAUGUUAAGGUCAAGAACACAUCAGCAAUUCCCCUGCGAGCUGCUUAUCUUAACGGCCCAUAUACUCUCUAUACGUCCUGUUACCCAUCCACAUUUGAUCCAAACACCAAAUUCAUACAGCGAAGUGCCGAGGAAAUCCCGCAAUUCGAACCCUAUCUGAAAGCAGGAGGGAGCUGGAAUGCAGUUAUCAGCGUUCCGCAGUAUCAUCAAAGCAACGCAAUAGCUACUGUGGCCAAUUCUGUGACAUGGAUUAUUGAGAUAAUAUCCCAGGUGAUAUUUUCAAGCUCUGCAUCUGUCAGUUUCGAGCUCCUAGUAGGCCGUGAUAAAAGGUCGGUGGAGUUGUCUUCCAUCCGCGGAGCGUCGCCUGCUGGAUCACGGCCGGCUCAACUAUGCGAGCACUGGUCGCAGCAAACAAAAGGCAAACAGGUGGUUGCUUCCAAGGGCAUAUAUUCCCGAUCUAUUACAUUGAUGAUCGAUGACACUGUUAGUCUCUGGAACUCCCCUCUUUUUCCAUCUAGACAGGGGAUAGGAGAAGCGAUAAGGCCGAGCCCAAAUCAUUCGGCAUUAGAUGUCGAAUCGUCAUCAAGUGUCAAUAAUUCUCUCAGUCCAGCUCAAUCCAACAUGCUUUAUCUGAAGGAGAGCAUUGAUGCGGCUGCAAGGGAAAAGGGAAGUCGCACAGAUGGCACUCACCAAAGAUAUAGAAAGAGCAAUUCAAGCGACUAUUCGUCAACAGAUAGGACCAACAGCUCGUUCACUGACGGUAGCUGUAAGAUCGAGAACGACGACUGUGGUGACGGCGAGCAAGUCAUAGUCAGAGGUUUCUCUGGAAAUGCUGUUCGCACCGAACGUGGAAUCCAAUAUCUGGGCAAACGUCUUGCAAAUAAAACUGCGGACGCAAAAGCAUGCCUUAAAUCCUUCUCUAAUUUUCAAAAUUACUCGGGCUGCGAUAAUCUAGCAGAGCUGUCUGAUUGCAAAGAUCAUGCCUACCAAAUAACCAGUAUCAGCUUCAUCGGACACUCACUCGGUGGUCUGAUCCAAACAUACGCUAUUGCAUAUAUCCAGAAACAUUAUCCUGGGUUUUUCGAUAUCAUCAUGCCAGUAAACUUUAUAACUUUGGCCACACCUUUCUUAGGUCUCAGCAAUGAAAAUCCCAUGUAUGUCAAAUUCGCCUUAGACUUGGGGCUCGUGGGUCGAACGGGCCAGGAUUUAGGGCUAAGCUGGACAGCCCCCAGAGUGAGAAGUGGCUGGGAAGCCAUAAUUGGUGGCAAGGGUGAUUCUGCAAAUUCGCAAGGGCAGACGGGUGCUGGAUCUAAACCUCUGCUUAGAAUCCUCCCUUGUGGACCGGCUCACGAAGUCCUAGCCAAAUUCCAGCACCGUACCGUCUAUUCUAACGUCGUUAAUGAUGGAAUAGUUCCCCUGCGGACUUCCUGCUUACUUUUUCUAGACUGGAAGGGGCUAGAUAAAGUCGAGAAAGCGAGGCGGGGAAACGGGAUUGUUGGAACGAUGGCCGAAUGGGGAUGGGCUGAAUUGACAGGUGCCAAUUCAAAUCCACCCCGGACUAUUCGUUCCCUUACGGAGCUGGGACAAAACAAUUCCUCACAUAAGGGCAAGACAUCGGCAGUCUCAAUGCGUGCGCAACACUCUACGACCUAUAAUACCCGGGAAGCUUCUGGUGGCAGUCAGCAUUUAAACAAACAACGACAAACAAAUCUUCCCGACAUAGAAACUAAGUCAAAGGAAGAAUCAAUCAACCUAUUCCCUAAUAGCUCGUUGAGCAAUAUAUUUUCCAUAUUCCGCCCCAAGGAAGUAACGAAAGCUUCUUCUAUGCAUAAACAAACUAAGGUCUAUAAACGCAGCCAAACACUUCCACCUAAUGGUGUCAUUAACCGGGUAUCGUCCUCAGGUCUUUUCAGUCAGGGGACAGUCGCCUGUGAUAACGCAUAUGAAGAAUAUAUGCCUUAUGCACCCCCUAAGACCACUUUUUUCGAAUCAGCAAGCGAUCUUCUCAUGCCACCUCUCCCCCCUACUGACUUCAUUGUUGAUCCUGAUUCAAGAGCUCGAACCAUUUUCCAUGACCGAAUUUAUCAUCCUGAAGACAUCCCUCCACCUUCGGCUGUUAAGCGUCGAAAUUUCACAUUUAGCUCUUCACAGAAUAAGUUAUCUAGAGCACAAUCUCCAUCCGACGAGGCUCCAAUUAAUAAUGAGAAUGGACCUGAGCGCGGGCUCAAGGUCGAGGAGAAGAUCGCGAGAGCAUAUCAUCGCAACCUUUCAUGGAGAAAGGUACUUGUACGCCUUGAACCUGAUGCGCACAAUAAUAUUAUUGUUAGGCGGAUGUUCACGAAUGCAUAUGGCUGGCCGGUAGUAAAACAUCUUGUUGAUACCCACUUUGGGUGUGAUCCUACCCCUGUGCAUGGUGACGUUUCUGAGGAAGACAUAGAGGCAGUAGACCUUGGAAUUCAACAGGUGAUCUGUGAGGAGGAAAUGAAAGACCAGCAGAGCAUUGUUUUUUCUAAAGAGUGA